Messenger RNA from Solea solea (common sole), 617 nucleotides. It is a transcript of the gene fmc1, whose product is annotated as formation of mitochondrial complex V assembly factor 1 homolog. Gene Ontology annotation, cellular component: mitochondrion. Lineage: Eukaryota; Metazoa; Chordata; Actinopteri; Pleuronectiformes; Soleidae. The coding region runs from base 59 to 382 and encodes 107 amino acids. The record is from RefSeq and is a predicted model, not a curated record. The transcript has 2 exons.
GUCGUGGAUUGAGCAUGCCUGGCUGUAGUCACAGCAUUAAUUUGACCACAGAUCAGAGAUGGCAUCGCCGCUGCGAGUGUGCAGAGGAAUCUUAAAAGAGUUACGAACCAUCCAAGGACCGGUGUACAGACAGUCACUGGCCUACAACUAUGUCAUGGACCAGUUUCGUAAAAAUAAGGUGACAGGAGAAAGGUACUGCCGUGCCCAGCAGGAGGCACACCAUGCCUCACACACAUACCUGUGUUUGUUGACAUCCACCAGGAACCACCUGGCCCUGCACAACCUUUACCAUGGCAAAGGAGAGUGCAGCCCAGAAGAAGCGGCUGGCCUAGUGGGGCUCAGGCUGCCCACUCAGCCAGGAGGAAAAGGCUGGGAGAAAUGAGAACAAGGAAUCUUGAAACUCUUCAGAAAAGACUGCUUUGUUGCCAGUUCAAGUGGCAUCAAUACAUUUCACAUGUGAAAAUGUAUAAAUAUUUGACUGUAAUCCUGCAGACUGGGGAUUGUGCCACUGUAGACUGCUAUAAUAUGCCACUAUUGAAGCAUAUGUUGAAGCAAACACAAAAACAAACUGUAAGUGCAUUUUCAUUAACUGCUCCAUUAAAAUAUGAAUUACUGUU